Molecule: messenger RNA, 873 nt
Organism: Diversispora eburnea
Lineage: Eukaryota; Fungi; Glomeromycota; Glomeromycetes; Diversisporales; Diversisporaceae
Source: the annotation of a GenBank genome assembly
AUGAGACCUAAAAAUUUGAGACCGUUGUCUGCCUACCUUAAACCAAAAGCAAAAGACCUUCCGUGUCUCUUUGCAGAGUUAGUUGAAAAGUAUAGUGAAGCUGGAUUAAAAUCAUGUGAAGAGAAUAAAAGAUUUCGAUCUGAUACUAAUGAAGAUAAUGUGAUUGCUUCCAUUCGAUUCGAUACUGAAGAAGAUAAUGAGAUUGCUCCCGUUAAUCAUUCUGAUGUAAUUCUUGAGCUUGAUAAGGCUAAAAGACUUUUGGAGCUUAAUCAAUUGGAAAUUCAGCAAAAGUCACGAUCAAUAAUAGACCUUAAUAAUCAAAUCAUACAAAUGCGACAACAACUAGAAGGUCAAAGAAUCGAAAUAGAAGACUUAAAUAGACAACUACAGAAAGCUUAUGAGGAUAUGGCCGAGAUUCAUAAUUUAUAUAACGAACAAUUGAAAGCAGAGCGUGAAUUUUUAUUUGGUGAUGUAGAAUCAUUAAUCAGAAAUAAUGAAAGGUUUUCUAUAGAGAAAAUUAUGACAUACACUUCGCAAGAUUGGCUCAAUAAUCGUAACCAGGUUGUUGUUAAAUUUAUUGAAACUCUUAUUCAUAAUAAUCAAGACACUACUUUGAGUAAGGAAAAAUUUUUUAAAACUGCUGUUGUGAUUGAUGCAAUAUAUGGAGCACAACAUGGAAAAUAUGUGUCAGAAAUUCAGCUUGCAGCCUCAGCUGUCAAAUAUUCAGUUGCACAAUCAAAGAUGAUUAUUAAUAUCGAUAAUCAUAUUACAAGUUCUGGAAGUUAUUCUCAGUUUCAAAAAUGGCUAGAAGAAUUUUUUGUUGCUUUCAAUAUGACAUCACAAAAUAAAAUUCAACAUACUGAUACACCUUGA